Molecule: messenger RNA, 4683 nt
Organism: Xyrauchen texanus (razorback sucker)
Lineage: Eukaryota; Metazoa; Chordata; Actinopteri; Cypriniformes; Catostomidae
Product: protein cramped-like
Exons: 20
Coding region: 133-3498 (1121 amino acids)
Biological process (GO): pattern specification process
Cellular component (GO): nucleus
Molecular function (GO): chromatin binding
Source: RefSeq, a predicted model, not a curated record
CUCCCUGUUGCGCUGCGCGGAGUUGAACCCCAGUAGGAGCAGCAACCAGGAGAGGACGACUUUGCCUGACCUCGUUUGCGCUUUGAAUAUGUUCAAAUUCGUCAGGUUUUGCUCUCCAAAUUCUCCGAGCUCAUGGUGAAGAGAAAGAAGAUACCGUCUGCUUCCGAAGAGCUGGAAAAUGGGAUGACAGUUGGCCAAGGGGGCGGUUCGGGAGUUGAGGGGACGAGUAAACCGGCCCGAAAUCCCGAAGGAGACGAGGAUGGAGAAAGCGCAGAUCAGGAGACGAGUACAAAGAGAGACGGAGAGGAAACACUUUAUCCAGCAAGCACGGCCAGCCCCUGUUCGGCUCCAACACUUUCGACCCAAACAUCAAGCCCACCCGGAGCCCAGGUGAACCCGACAGCCCUCUCCUCAGCCCUGCCCGUCCCGAACAACCAGGACCAGCAUCAUUUUCUCCGCUCCAGCGUGCGACCUCCGAGCAAGCGGAUACGGAAAGAUGCCGCGUCCCCGGCGCUGAACGGUAACGGCGGCUCGAAAGCGAAAGGUGCAGACACAAGUCCCUCUGUCUGUGUGACAGCUGCUGCGGGUUCCACUGGAGGGGCUGGGGCAGGUGGGGCAUCCAGAUCGACCCCAAAGGGCCAGGGCCCUGCAGAGAAGGAGGAUGGGGGAAGUCAAAAACGUGUGCGCAGACAGUGGGAGUCCUGGAGCACUGAGGACAAGAACAGUUUCUUUGAAGGACUUUAUGAGCAUGGUAAGGACUUUGAGGCUAUUCAGAAUAAUAUUGCUCUUAAAUAUAAAAAGAAAGGUAAACCAGCCAGCAUGGUGAAGAACAAGGAGCAGGUGCGCCAUUUCUACUACAGGACCUGGCACAAGAUCUCAAAACACAUCGAUUUCAACAAUGCCUAUUCACGUGUUCUGAAGAAGUCCUCUCAAGAGCUCUAUGGUCUCAUCUGUUAUGCCGAACUCAGGAAGAAGGUUGGAGGCUUAAUGGAUGACAAAAAUGUGGCCAAACUAAAUGAGCUUAUCCAGCAGGGGGCCACAACAGUUCGUUCCAAAGGCAGAAACCUGAGGAUCAAAGCUCCUAUGUGCCGCGCACUGAAGAAACUCUGUGACCCAGAUGGUGUGAGUGAUGAGGAGGAUCAGAAGCCUGUGCGUUUACCUCUUAAGGUUGCUGUUGAGCUUCAACCACGGAGUAACCACUCCUGGGCUCGGGUUCAGAGUCUAGCCCAUAAUCCUCGGCUGAGGAUGGCUGUUGAGCUGCACAGGAAGGUCUCCAGUCUCAUUGAAUUCCUGAAGCAAAAGUGGGCUGCGCAGGAUCAACGAAUUCGCAAGAGCCUUGCAGAACGAGAAGCUCUGAAUGGCCUGGCCCAGUGUAGCGAGUCGGAGGACCUGUUCCUGUUUCCGGCAGAGAAUAGUACAGUAACCACUUUACCAGGUGUGGCUCGUGUAGUACACUCAAAGGCAUCUUGCACGGUACACUGGCAGGAAAGUGGGCGUGGCCGGACAGGCAUUAGGGACUUACCUGCUGCUCACAUUCUGGGAAUUCAGCCUGCUAGAGGGAAAUCAGGCAAGAUUUGCCCAGUGGGAGUAGACACAAAACGAAGCGAUGGACAUCCCAUUGAUGGUUCUGAUAGCAGCACUUCAGCUCCAGGGUUAGAGAACAGCGUAAACCCAGCCCUUAACACUAACUCUCCGUCUUUAACUCCAGUUAGCCCAACAUUCCCCGAUGGACAGGAUGGAAGUGGGGUGUGGACUGUGGAGCAAGAGUUGGUGAGUCAGACUCAGACAGAUUCUAAUGAGAGGGAAAAUGAAACUGUGACUCAGGGAGAGCCCUUUUCUACAGAAAACAGGACUGAGGAACCUGUAACAGCAGGGGGGGUUAUAUUAGAAAAAGGCCCACCACAAUCUGAAGAGGUGGGCGGGACUGGACGAACUCCUCAGCAAAUUAGAGAAGAGGGCUGGAGCUCACAGGGCUCUGAGAAUGUGACACUGGCAGAACUCUACCUCAUGUUGGGCAAGCCUGGGAAACUACAGCUGGAGUAUGAAUGGCAGCCAAAGCCCCGCCCCUCAGCUCUGCCCACUACACAAAGUGUGUUUCGGUGUCUGCUGAGACUGGUUUCAUCAGAGGUUAACCCCAAGCCAACUCCAGAUGUGUGUUCAGUGGGGACUUCACCAUUGAAGUCAGGGCAGGAGGAAUCAUCUGUAACUACUCCAGGCAGAACUCCAGCUGGGACGACUCGCAGCCCUAUCUGGGGCCGGCAGCAACAUGCAGCACGCUCUAAAAUUCUUCUGAAUAAUGCAGUCAUCACAGGUGGGAGAAACCUACCGCGUUCUCUGCUUGCCUCCGGAGGUGACAGCGAAGGGUUUGCUGUCCCAACGACCCUGCCUCCUAACAGCUCCCGCCAGCUGAGGAUGUUCUCUCCUAAUAAAGAGGCGGAGCUUGCCUUUCGCCAGCAGCUGGACUCCAUCAAUUCGGAUAUUUUUUCAAAGCAGCGGAAAAUAGGGAGGGGCCGUCCACUGAGAAAACCUCUUGUUGUUCAGAGAACACUGCUGCCACGAACAACUGGAGAUACUUCACCACAUGUGUGCUCCUUCUCCAUUCUCUCCAAUUCAUCUGCUACAGGCACGGGUUCUUUUCGUCCAAUACACACUCGUCUUGCACCAUCGAAAAGCCAACUCUCUUCAAAAGAUCCGUCCACUGCAGCUAGUCCUGGGACCACCAGUCAUCUCUCCAGUGCAAUCGACCUGGCUGCAAAAUCUGCAGGCAUUAUCCCUGCCAGCCCCAAUCGAGAAAUGGAGGCCCCUAGCAUUGAUAAAGCCAUUGUGGACUCUGAAGAGGCCAUGGACUCUGCACCUGAGCUAGAGCCGGAUCUACUUGAUCAGGAGCCCUCAGAGGGAUCUCUGCAGAAUGGCGCCUCUCCACCAUCUCCAGGGGGUGGAGACUCCCUCUUGGCCCCUCCAAGUGUUGCUUCCUUAUUGGAUAUAUCUCUGCCGGGCCCCCCAGAGGAGUCUCUCCCUUCUGGAGACCAACAGACCCACAUCAGUGACUCUAUUAUCGAGCUCGCCAUCAACUCGCACUAUGGUGACGGAUCAUUGCUCUCACCUCCUAAACUGAAUGGGAUUGAUAGAUCUAAGCUCCUGCCCUCUCCGUGUGAUAGCUGGAUGCCGUCCCCCACACACGACCCUCAGUGGUACCCAAGCGACUCUUCUGAUUCCAGUCUCGGCUGCCUGCUCUCAAGUCUGGCAUCUCCUGAUAAGACAAGAAGGACAGCCCUACCCCCCUCAAGCAGUACAGCCUUACUUGGACCCAGUUUGCUGGACAGCAACUCGCAUGAUUGUUUUCAGUCCCGUGGCCUGCCUGAUGUAACCGAGAUGGAUACCCACCUGGCCUGUAUGAUGAGUGAGAGCAGCGUUGAUUACAUCGCCCGCUUCAAUGACCUCGCACAGGAGCUCUCUGUCACAGAAACAGUCCUCCCACCUCUAGGGGGAGAGGUCUGAUGCUAGCGGCAUGGUCCCUCAAUACCCCACCGCUCCCAUAUAAAACAUAUGGAUGCUCGUGGAGCUGCAUUAUCACAAAAAAAGUGGACUGAACAGAAGAAUGUAAACCAGAGCAACAGACCAUGUGGUUCAGCUGUUUUAAGUGCAAUAGACUGCCAGGAUCCACGAUAGCCUUUGAGUUCAAAUGUGUUUUUGUGGAUUUGUGAAUGAAAGAGAGUGUGCCGUUUGUGUAUGCGUGUGGUUGUGAUUAUGUGGCUGUUGUCUUAUGAGCCACAUUCAGAACACUUAAACAAAUUCCAGUUUACAACGCAACCUCAUGUACAGACAAACCUGCCAUAUAUGAACAAAUAUCUUUAUUCUUAUCUGUAUGUGUCUGCUAAUUUGUCUUUGUCUCACUUUUUGUGUGCAUGCUUGUGCAUGCAUAUGUAAGUAGAGUCAAAGAUGGUAGUCUUGUGUGUUUUUGUCUCUAACUUUCCUCUACUGUACACAGUACAUCUGUCUUAACUUUGUGGAAAACCCUCUAAAGCCAUAGGAGUGCACCUGAUGUGUGUAGGUGCACACCCUACAUAUGUAAGGCGUGUUUUACUUUUGACCUCAAAGGCUGAUUGGUUUAUUUUCAUUUGAAUGUUUUUGGGUGGUGAAAACCACUGUACUAAAAGAAACCGAUCUCAAGGGCUUUUUUUUAUGAGAUUAAUACAAGAACUGAAUAGAUUUUUAACACACUAAAAUGUUAAUCAUAACACGAAUGCAGUGAUGCAUCAAAAGCAAGAUCAAACUUUUUUUCCCCCACAACACUAGGGUUUGGUUUCCUGCUUAUAGAAUAUGAAGCCAAUAAGUGGAGGAUUCUCAAAAAGGGUUAUCUCAUAUGAGACUCUGCUCUUUCUUUGUGUGAGUGCGAAUGUGUGCAUAUGUGAGUGUUUGCGCAGAUAUGAAUAGACAAUAACAUAUCCCAGUAUUCCCUGCUUUUUGUAACAUAUUGUAAAUUAUUGUAAUUUGGAUUAUUUAUUGAUAACUCACUGAGAACGUGUUUUUGUUUAACAUGCCACAAGCAGGCAUAAAAUGCUCUCUGCUGUUUUAAAGAUAUCUGAUUGUUAAAAGUAUAAAUUGAGCUACCACAAACCCCUCUGUGUCUGUUUGUUACACAUUUAAAGGCAAUUUCUGUAUAUCACAUCCAUUGUUCAUAAA